Molecule: messenger RNA, 1329 nt
Organism: Balearica regulorum gibbericeps (East African grey crowned-crane)
Lineage: Eukaryota; Metazoa; Chordata; Aves; Gruiformes; Gruidae
Source: RefSeq, a predicted model, not a curated record
AUGUGUCCGGUGUGGUGGUUGCUGCUGGGUCUGGAGGGGAGAGAUGGACCACUGGAGUCAGUGCUGCUGACCAUUGUUCAUCUUCCCAGCCUAAGCGAGCAGACCAUUGUGCUCGAGAACCUGCUGGUCAAAGGGCUGCAGCAGGAGCUGAACCGGCUAUACACACUUUUCUGCUCCCGGAAUCCAGAGUUUGAGGAGAAAGGAGGGAAAGUCUCGAUUGUGUCCCACUCGCUGGGCUGCGUCAUCACCUACGACAUCAUGACUGGCUGGAACCCGGUCAGGCUUUAUGAACAGUUGCUGCAGAAGGAGGAGGAGGAGCUUGAAGACCGGUGGAUGAGCUAUGAGGAGCAACGUUUACUAGAAGAACUUUACAUAACUAAACAACGGUUGAGAGAGAUAGAAGAGAGGUUACAUGGUUUAAAGGCAUCCACCAUAUCAAAACCACCUGUCUUAAAAUUUAAGGUUGAGAAUUUCUUCUGUAUGGGAUCUCCUUUAGCAGUGUUUUUGGCAUUGCGUGGCAUCCGUCCAGGAAACAGCGGUAGUCAAGAUCAUAUUCUGCCCAGAACAAUUUGUAACCGCUUACUAAAUAUUUUUCAUCCAACAGAUCCAGUGGCCUAUAGAUUAGAACCUUUAAUUCUGAAACACUACAGCAACAUUUCGCCUGUCCAGAUCCACUGGUACAACACUGCAAACCCUCUACCUUACGAGCAUAUGAAGCCAAGUUUUCUCAACCCAACGAAAGAACCUACCUCAGUUACUGAUAGCGAAAGCGUUUCAACUGUACCAAGCCCAACUACUUCUCCAGUCAUGGUUCGACGCCACUACGGGGAGUCCAUAACAAACAUAGGCAAAGCGAGUAUAUUAGGAGCUGCAAGCAUUGGGAAGGGCCUCGGCGGGAUGCUUUUUUCAAGAUUUGGUCGAUCUAGUACAACCACCCCACAGACACUCGAGACGGGAAAAGAUGGAGCUGAGGGGGACGACAAGAAGGCCACAACUGUUGGGACGCCGCCUUUCCCACACAGCAGCUCGGGCUUUCUCGAACCCACAGUGGAACUGGAGCACAGGAUCGAUUUUGAGCUCAGGGAAGGUCUCGUGGAGAGCAGAUACUGGUCCGCGGUCACAUCGCACACUGCCUACUGGUCAUCUCUGGAUAUUGCUCUUUUCCUUCUAACCUUCAUGUACAAACACGACCAAGAAGAUCCCGACAAAUCCAAUUUAGACGCUAUUUGAAUUUUUGACUGGGGAUGGGGCGGGAUGGGAAAGGAAAUUUUAAAACAAAUGGCACAAAACUGAUGUUUUACUGUUGAACUGCAGUAUAUAUGGCAUGGA